AAUCAGAUGGGUGGAAGCAAAGAAGAAGAAUUGGAACUCCCCAUUUUCGAUCUUUCCACAAUAUCUACGGCCACUAGUAACUUUUCAGACAUCAAUAAGCUUGGAGAAGGUGGCUUCGGACCUGUUAACAAAGGUAAGCUUGGAGACGGGCAAGAAAUUGCUGUGAAGAGACUUUCAAUGAAUUCAGGACAAGGAGUCAACGAAUUUAAAAAUGAAGUAGUACUAAUUGCAAAACUCCAACAUCGAAAUCUUGUGAAGCUUUUUGGUUGUUGUAUUCAAGAACAAGAGAGGUUGUUACUCUACGAAUACAUGUCCAACAAAAGCCUUGACUUCUUCAUCUUUGAUCCAAAACAAGCUAAAUUAUUAGAGUGGCCUAAGCGCUUUGAAAUUAUAUGUGGUAUUGCUCGGGGUCUGUUGUAUCUUCAUCAAGAUUCUAGACUAAGAAUAAUUCAUAGAGAUCUUAAAGCUAGUAAUGUUUUGCUGGAUAGUGAGUUGAAUCCCAAAAUUUCAGAUUUUGGUCUGGCUAAAAUUUUUGGAGGAGAUCAAAUAGAAGAAAAAACAAACAGAGUCGUUGGAACUUAUGGAUAUAUGGCCCCAGAAUAUGCUUUCCAUGGUUUGUUUUCAAUCAAAUCUGACAUCUUCAGUUUUGGUAUAAUGGUGUUAGAGAUUGUAAGUGGAAAGAGAAAUAGAGUCUUUCACCCUGAAAUCGAUACCCUUGCACUCACAGGACAUGCAUGGAAAUUGAUGGAGGAAGGCAGGGCAAUUGAAUUGCUUGAUGAGUGCUUAAGUGGUUUAAAAAAUUUAUGUCAAGUCUUGCGAUGUAUCCAUGUUGGUCUCUUAUGUGUGCAGCGAAAUCCUAUGGAUAGACCAAGCAUGCCAUCUAUUGUUACGAUGUUGGGCAGUGACAGUUCUAUGCUUCAGGCUAAAAAACCAGGCUAUUUCUUCGAGACAGAGUCACCACAAGGUGGCCAUUCUCAAUCAUCCACAACAAACAAUGUGACCAUGUCAGUACUAGAGCCUCGAUGAUAUGUAAUGUAAUUGUCACAUGACAGCAAUGGACAUGUUUUUCCUGCGUGACACUGUAGUGCAUCAUUUUUUUUUUUUUUUUUUUAUUAACUACUUUAUUUGGUAAUUGUUAAGUGUUAGGAAUUUUAAUUUAAUUAUUUGAAUGUUUAGAGUUAAUUGUGAUUGAA
Messenger RNA from Humulus lupulus (European hop), 1193 nucleotides. Its product is annotated as G-type lectin S-receptor-like serine/threonine-protein kinase SD1-1. The coding region runs from base 7 to 1026 and encodes 339 amino acids. Gene Ontology annotation, biological process: protein phosphorylation. The transcript is spliced from 5 exons. NCBI's taxonomy places the organism in Eukaryota, Viridiplantae, Streptophyta, Magnoliopsida, Rosales, Cannabaceae. Gene Ontology annotation, molecular function: ATP binding; protein kinase activity. The record is from RefSeq and is a predicted model, not a curated record.